AGCCUGUGAUGCAGCUCUACAGUGUGGUAGGAAGAGAAAGGGGCUUAGUUAGAGGCUGGACGGGUUCAUUGACCAGCGUUUCACUGCAGGUCACGGCAGGACACAGGAGCAACAGGCUGUCAGUGAGAGAUUGAAUCCAGCAGUCACAAUGGCAGACAGUGGGAAGACUAAUGAGAGUGGAACUGCAGCAGCAGAAGCAGCUAAUGGAGACCAGCAGAAUGUUGUUUCCCGAGUGAGCAACUUGCCCCUGGUCAGUUCAGCUUGUGAGGUGGUUUCCAGCGCCUACAGUAGCACCAAAGACAAUGUGCCCUUGCUGAAGGGAGUGAUGGAUGCAGCAGAAAGUGGGGCCCGAACUCUUGGAACAGCUGCCACCACCGGGUCCAAGCCUCUUUUGGACAUUAUAGAACCACAGCUCUCCACAGUAAAUCAGUAUGCAUUGAAAGGACUUGAAAAGAUGGAAGAGAAGCUGCCCAUUCUUCACCAACCAGCAGACAAGGUGGUGUCGGACACAGUCGGUAUGGUGUACCAGUCGGUGGCAGGCGCCAAAGAUGCUGUGGUGGGGGCUGUGAUGGGUGGUGUCGAGCUGACCCGGGCAGCAGUCAGCGGAGGUAUCAGCACCGUCAUGGGCACCAGGAUGGGCCAGAUGGUCAGCAGUGGGAUGGGCCUGGCCCUCAGCCGAUCCGAGGACUGGGUCGACCAGAACCUACCAGUCACUGAGAGGGAGCUGGCUGCUGUAGCUGAACCUGCCACCGGUGAGGUGACUACCACAUCAGACAGUCCCAGCUACUUUGUCCGCUUGGGGAAACUUUCUGCCAAGGUACAGGAGCGAGCCCUACAGCAGUCCCUGGUCCGUGCACGGAAUGCCAAGGAUGCCACCUAUGCUGCAGUGGCUCAGAUUACCAGUACUCUGGACCUGCUAGAGAGUGCCCGUACCAGCCUGGGUACCGCCAGUAACCAGAUAGGAGGAGCCUCAGAGCAGCUGCUGCAGCGCUGGACAGAGUGGAAGCAGAAGCAGGCUGGAGCUGGACAGACUGAGUCAGACCCAGAUGGGACCAAAGAUGAAUCUGAGCAGCUGGAAUGGCGGACCCUCACCAUGGUGCGUGGUCUGAGUGAGCAGCUGAAGUCAGCGUGCUCCAAUGUGGUUUCAAGUGCUCAGGGUUUGCCUGGUGCAGUCCAGGACCAGCUAACCAGCGCAAGGCGAUCAGCUGAAGAACUGCACUCCUCUCUGGGGAGUGCCAGCACUCUCACUCCCCUCCUUCUGGAGCGGAGCCGUUACCACCUGACCCAGGUUCAACAGUCUCUGGAUGGUGUCAUGGAGUAUCUACUGAACAACACACCACUCAACUGGCUGGUUGGACCCUUUGCCCCUCAGAUCACUGAAAAGCCAGAGAGAGAUGUGGCGAUGGAGCAGGAUGGCCAGAACAACUAGACUUCAAGACUUAGUUGUGAUUCUCCAUAAGUUGAUAAUCAAUGUGGUGACACAAGGCUGAAGUUCACUGUAGGUGGACCAUUUUAAAAUGCAUUUACAUGUGCUUGCUUUAAUGAAAGAGGCCUUAAAUUCAUUUAAUCAAUGUUGCCUUCAUGAUUCACAAAAUUUGAAUUUACUAAAUAAUGACACUACAUUUGUGAUGAAAAAGUUGGAAUUUAAUUCCAACUGAGAGCUCUGACCUGUGGCCUUAGAGAAUUUAUACAUCUCUGCAAUCUAUUAUUUAUGCUGGAAAAGAUAAAAGUAUUUUUACAUGUGUUGAAGAUAAAAAUGAGUCUGUGCCCAUACUGCUGUUUGAAAGACUUUUGUUAGUGUUUAAAAAUAAUUCGAAAGCAUUCCCAGAACUAAGCCAAUUCUUUAUUGCCAAGGCCAUUUCAGGGGUUACGAGGUUCCCCUUAAUAUAGGACACGCAUCUUUGCGCAUUUCAUUUGUUUUUAAAUCUACAGUUUUAAUUUCAGUAUUUUGUGUCUGUACCUUGAUGUGUUUAUGGAAGCAGCUAAUGAACUGUCAAUGAACUGAUAUGUCAAUAAAUUCUGGACACGUU
This is a messenger RNA of Seriola dumerili (greater amberjack), 2030 nucleotides long. RefSeq names its product perilipin-3-like (gene plin3). Gene Ontology annotation, cellular component: lipid droplet; cytosol. NCBI's taxonomy places the organism in Eukaryota, Metazoa, Chordata, Actinopteri, Carangiformes, Carangidae. The record is from RefSeq and is a predicted model, not a curated record. The coding region runs from base 149 to 1429 and encodes 426 amino acids. Gene Ontology annotation, biological process: positive regulation of triglyceride storage; lipid storage. The transcript is spliced from 8 exons.